Rotaria sordida is the source of this 612-nucleotide messenger RNA. NCBI's taxonomy places the organism in Eukaryota, Metazoa, Rotifera, Eurotatoria, Philodinida, Philodinidae. The record is from the annotation of a GenBank genome assembly.
AUGAACAAAGUUCUUUUUCUUCUGCUUGUUUGUGCGGUUGGUUCAGCUAUGAGUAAAAUGGGCAUGACCUUCAUAAAGACUGCACAUGAUUCCCGUUUCGGUAUUGAUAAUUUUAGUUGCCAUGCACCCGCCGGUUUCGACGGAGUGAAAUCGUGCAAUGCAUAUACAGGAGAUACUGAUUGUGAAACUUCCUUACCCGUCCUCUGCGUUAAUAUUGAUAACAGCCCACGUCCAGCCUAUCCUAUUACUGAUCCAGGAUGCACCAGUUGUGCGAUGCCUUAUUGGUUUUAUUUCGGUUGGGGUCGUGGUAAUGUUGCCAGUACAACACCGGUCAAAGCAAGCCAAUUUCAAACACGACAAGAUAUUGAUGCUUUUUGCGCAUCAACGUUCGGAACUGGUUGGAAAGUGGAAUCUUGGAAUGAAAUGAGCAAAUGGAUUUCUGGCAUGGGUGGAGUAGAUGGAUUAAAAUAUUCUGGAAGCGAAUGGACUGCUAAUGCCGACAAAAUGCAGAGUGGUGGAUGGGGUUUCUUCGCUUAUGGUAAUGUACGAAAUGAUAUUCGUCUUUGGAUGCAUGGUCCACUUGAUCAAUCUUCGACUUGCUGGGCACAUUGA